AUUUAUUUUUGUUUACUUUGUUUUCUUGUAUUCUUGUACAAAAGUCCAAUUUAUAAAAUGAUUUCCCAAAUAUUAGGGAAAGUGCUAUUAAAGAGUAUACCAGAGUUUCAGAACAAGAUUUUUUCUAGAAGCUACAAUGUACCUAGAAGAGCCCUCAUGUACGUACCAGGUGACGAUCCCAAAAAAAUCAACAAAUCUUUCACUUUAGAUGUUGACUGUAUUGCACUGGAUUGUGAAGAUGGUGUAGCAAUCAACAGAAAGGUCGAUGCUAGAAGUACUAUAAGAUUAUUUUUGGAAAAACCCAAGCCCCAAAAAACCACAAACUAUGAUUUGGGAGUUAGAAUAAAUGCAUUGGAUACAGAAUAUUGGCAGGAAGAUCUCAAAUCUUGUCUUACAGCUGAAAAUCUUCCAGAUACUGUUUUAGUACCAAAAAUAGAAACUCCAGAAACAAUUAAAAUGUUUUCUGAAGAAAUUAACAAACUAAUUAAACAAGAUAAGAAAAUAAAUUUGAUUAUAUACAUAGAGUCAGCAAAAGCCUUUAUUAAUCUAACAGAAAUUUGUAAGACAGCACAAGAUCUUUCAAAACAGGGCAAAUUUACACCAGUAAGUUUGGUUUUUGGGAGUGACGAUUUUUGUGCAAAUAUUGGUGCAACCAGAACAGAAGACUCUACAGAAAUCCUCUACGCCAGACAAAAACUAGUACUAACAGCAAAAGCAUUUAACUUACAAGCCAUCGAUAUGGUUUACAUUAAAUACAAGGACUUGGAAAGUCUCAAGCUCCAAUGCGAACAAGGCAUGCGAAUGGGUUAUACCGGAAAACAAGUCAUCCAUCCUAGUCAAGUUCCAGUAGUCCAACAGGCAUUUUUACCAAAUGAAAAUCAAAUAAACUGGGCUAAAGGUUUGUUGGAUUCGUUUAGGACUCAUCAAAAGGAAGGAAAGGGUGCUUUCACCUACAAAGGAAGCAUGAUAGAUAUGCCCACAAUGAAGCAGGCUGAAAACAUUGUUAAAUUAGCAAAAUUAAAAACCUAGUUUUUUUUAAAACAUUGUUGAAUAUAUGAAUAACAUUCAAAUUACAAAUUUUUAUUACCAUAUGAAAUAAUCAUCAUUGUCAUCAGAAUAAACAACAUUUUUCACAGGA
This is a messenger RNA of Ceutorhynchus assimilis (cabbage seed weevil), 1138 nucleotides long. The record is from the annotation of a GenBank genome assembly. Lineage: Eukaryota; Metazoa; Arthropoda; Insecta; Coleoptera; Curculionidae.